Messenger RNA from Aspergillus neoniger CBS 115656, 1711 nucleotides. RefSeq lists its product as uncharacterized. The coding region runs from base 215 to 1636 and encodes 473 amino acids. The transcript is spliced from 2 exons. The record is from RefSeq and is a predicted model, not a curated record. NCBI's taxonomy places the organism in Eukaryota, Fungi, Ascomycota, Eurotiomycetes, Eurotiales, Aspergillaceae.
GGCUUCUUUCUCCUUGACCGCUGGUUUGUGUUUUUUUUUUUCCAAUCUAUUUAAUACUCUGCCCCUGGCCUGGGUAGCUUUAGCUUGUAGUAUAUACUAUACUAUCAUAUCAUUACUAUCUCAAGACACCUUCCCGUCCCUACUUAUCUUCCCAGAGGGUAUAGUAACCUUCGUACCUUUCUCGUCGUGACUUUCAACAUACUGUGAAUGAGCCAUGGAGCCAAAUCGCCCCAAGCGACACCUCUUAUCAUUACCGGCGGAGAUCCGGAUCCUAAUCUAUAAGGCGGUGUUUGAUGAUAACGAUGUCUGUGAAAUCCAACGCAGGCCCAUUCCCGUCUGGUGUCCGGUCGACAAAUGCUGGUAUACAGCCCGGCGACAGUUCAUGGCUGACCAGACGAAUCGAAAUAGCUGGGAUGGCUUCUGUUCACAUCCGGGUUGUCAAACAAAACAAGGCCAAACAGUCAGUCGUGACAUCUACGUCGGCCAUGGUCCACUCAUAGCUUCCGGGCAUUAUCCUUGCCCCAAAUCCCUGGAGAGGAAUCCGGCGCUUAGUCUCGGCUUCCUUCGCACCUGUCGUCAGGUAUACGAAGAGGCAAGACAUUUCCCCUAUAGUCGAGCCACCUUUUUCACCCAAGAGCUUGGCAGCUUUGCCAACUUCACCUAUUCCUUGAAAGCAUGGCAGGUGGCUUCCAUAGCCCAUCUCAGAAUCCGGAUUCCAUUGGUGCAGAGCGUAGAGACACAUCUGGCCGAAUGGAACGAAACACUUUCUUUGAUCAGCCUGGCGUUCCAUGGCUUGUCUACGAUUUCUGUGGAUGUCCACUUCCGCUAUGCUGAGCAAACCUGGAGGGACACCUUCUGGGAUGGCGGACUCCUAGAAUUGGAUCGGUUAAAGUUGAAGGGCAUGCAACUCGUCAUCUACGAGGGGGAAAGAAACCCCAGACAAUUCUUCGAGUAUUCGGCGGGGACCCUGGCAUCUGCACAGCCGAAUCAGAAGGCUGCCACUCCCAACCCCAUCAGCUUCCACCAUGCCCGUGAUACCCUUCGACAACGGGACCAGUCGCGCAUUGAUCCCAACGAUACCGGUCGCCUAUUUUUCCGCCUCUCGCCCAACGACUUCCCCCUCUAUGUAUGCAAUCUCAUCCACUUGCUUCCUCAGCGGCCUCGCACUGAAGCGGAGAUCCGGCGCGAGGAUAGACAUCAGCGGGACUACAAUUACCACUACGCCUAUCCUGAGGACGACCCUGAACACGUGAACCCAAUCUUCGGCUUCCAGUUCAGUGACGCUCUCAAGGGAAACAAGGAUGAGAUUGCGCGAGGGCUUGAUAAGCUGCAACGGUCUCGCAAACGCUUGCAGCAGCAGAAGGCCAAGUCACCCUUACCUAUGCCCUACAAGCCCAGUCGGAGAGGUGUCUACCCACAAAGUCGGAGGAAUAGCCAGGAGUAUCAAUCCGACCGCAGUGAUAUGGGCGAGGAGAUUGAGCGUCCCGGAGAUUGGAGACGCCGUUUGGUUCAGGAAAAGUUUGCCCCGUUUAUGGAGUCCUUCCCCUUGUCAGCGACCCGAAAAUACCCCGGACCCCAGAGCAUUUGUUUGAAUUGCCCACGAGAGGCCACUGGAGACAGCGAGCAUGUGAAAUAAAAGUUUGCAAAUAGUCUCUCACUGCAUGUAUAUAGUGAAGACAUGAUUCAUUUCCUUAAUAAAGAAGCAAUAGUC